Messenger RNA from Microthlaspi erraticum, 249 nucleotides. The record is from the annotation of a GenBank genome assembly. NCBI's taxonomy places the organism in Eukaryota, Viridiplantae, Streptophyta, Magnoliopsida, Brassicales, Brassicaceae.
AUGGAAACUUGUGAUGAGAGUGAAACGGAAGAAGCAUGGGAGGAUGAGAAGUAUGAAUAUGACAAAGCCUUGAAUGCAGAUAGAACUUACCUUAAGUUCAAGAAACGGAUAGAUGCAAAUCCGGAGCAAUGUUUCAGGUACUCGUAUGGAGGUAAACCAUUACUGGCAACCGAAGAGCUGAGAUCUUCCGAGAAGUGCAGGCAUUGCGACUCUCCGAUGCUGUUUGAGAUGCAACUCAUGCUGCUUUGA